This is a messenger RNA of Sorex fumeus (smoky shrew), 4448 nucleotides long. RefSeq names its product fibronectin type III and SPRY domain containing 1 like (gene FSD1L). Bases 105 to 1631 code for a protein of 508 amino acids. NCBI's taxonomy places the organism in Eukaryota, Metazoa, Chordata, Mammalia, Eulipotyphla, Soricidae. The record is from RefSeq and is a predicted model, not a curated record. Gene Ontology annotation, molecular function: protein binding. The transcript has 14 exons.
GCGGUGCGGGCCGGGCUGCGGCGGCGGCGGCUAGCGGGGCUCGGGCGCUCGGAGCUCGGCGGCAUCGCGGCGUGGGGUGCGGCCCGCGGACUCAGCCUCGGGCCAUGGACUCCCAGAAAGAAGCUCUGCAAAGGAUAAUUUCAACUCUGGCAAAUAAAAAUGAUGAAAUUCAGAACUUUAUUGAUACACUAAAUCAAACACUACACGGGGUACAGGAAAAUUCAGCUAACAUACUUUCAGAAUUAGAUGAAGAAUUUGAUAGUUUAUACUCUGUAUUGGAUGAAGUGAAAGAAGGCAUGAUUAACAGUAUCAAGCAGGAACAAUCUCGUAAAUCACACGAGUUACAGAAUCAACUUGGUCAAUGCAGUAAUGCUCUGGAGAACUCUGAAGAACUACUAGAAUUUGCAACACGGUCAUUAGGUAUCAAGGAGCCUGAAGAAUUUUCAAAGGCUGCCAGACAGAUCAAGGAUAGAGUAACAAUGGCUUCAGCUUUUCGCCUUUGUUUGAAACCAAAGGUUAGUGACAACAUGAGUCAUUUAAUGGUGGAUUUUUCUCAGGAAAGGCAGAUGCUACAAGCACUGAAGUUUUUGCCAGUUCCCAAAGCUCCAGAAAUAGAACCCACAGAGUGUCUGGUGGCUGACAAUGCUGUAACAGUAGUUUGGAAAAUGCCAGAAGAAGACAAUAAGAUCGACCAUUACACACUGGAACAUAGGAAGACAAAUUUUGAUGGACUUCCACGCGUAAAAGAUGAGCGAUGCUGGGAGCAAAUUGAUAAUAUUAAGGGUACCGAAUAUACACUUGCAGGUUUAAAAUUUGAUUCAAAGUAUAUGAAUUUCAGAGUUCGUGCUUGUAACAAGGCUGUGGCAGGAGAGUAUUCUGAUCCCGUGACUCUAGAGACCAAAGCACUUAACUUUGUUUUGGACAACUCAUCAUCCCAUUUAAACCUGCGAGUUGAAGAUUCCUGUGUUGAAUGGGACCCCACUGGCGGAAAAGGCCAAGAAAAUAAAGUUAAAGGAAAAGAAAACAGAGGCAGUGUCCAUGUUACUUCACUGAAGAAACACUCAAGAAGUGGUACGCCAUCCCCCAAAAGGACAUCCAUAGGUUCUAGGCCACCAGCAGUAAGAGGCAGCAGAGAUCGUUUCACUGGGGAAUCCUACACAGUGCUGGGAGACACUGCUAUUGAAAGUGGACAACAUUACUGGGAGGUCAAGGCCCAGAAAGAUUGUAAAUCCUACAGCGUGGGAGUAGCAUAUAAGACUUUGGGCAAGUUUGACCAAUUGGGAAAGACAAAUACCAGUUGGUGUAUCCAUGUCAACAACUGGCUACAAAAUACAUUUGCAGCAAAGCAUAAUAAUAAAGUCAAAGCCUUGGAUGUUACUGUUCCAGAGAGAAUAGGUGUCUUUUGUGAUUUUGAUGGGGGUCAACUUUCCUUCUAUGAUGCAAACUCAAAGCAGUUGUUAUAUUCCUUUAAGACAAAAUUUACUCAGCCAGUGCUACCUGGUUUCAUGGUUUGGUGUGGUGGACUGUCUUUGAGUACCGGAAUGCAGGUUCCAAGUGCUGUGAGAACACUUCAGAAAACUGAAAAUGGAAUGACCGGUUCAACUGGCAGUCUAACCAAUGUUACUCAGUAAUGCUACUCAGAAUUGUGUCCCCCAACAUCUCACCAUUUUGAUUGGGUGGCCCUUUCUGGGUCGUGACUAAUCACAGAACUUAAAAGUGUUGGAAAUCAGGUUGACUACAUUCUGCUUUACAACUUGGAAUCUGUUGGCAUCAUGAAUCUUGUAUGAAGCCUUUAUAGGAACCUAACGUGCAAUACCAUAGAAGCAAGCGUAGACAAAGCAGGAAACUCAUGUAUUGAAAGAGUAAAAUGAAAAAAAAAAGCAGUGUUUAAAUAGGUAUAAAGAAACUCAGUUUUGUGUUUUCUAGGUUACUUUGUCUCUUCCAAUAUGUUUAACUACACAUGGGUAGCCCUAGGGCCUGGGGUUGAAAAGCAUUUAAAUCUUGCCUUUUUGUUAUACUUUUUAAGAAACCUAAUUACUUCCUGUUGUUUUGUUCUUUCACUGAAGCUUUAAAAACACACUGUCCUCUAAGGCUUUGAAAAAUUAAAAUACUUGGUUAUAGUAAGAUUUUCUUAACCAUGUUUAUUUUCCCUGUCCCCUUAGUUUUAAGUUGUUACUGGAGAGAUUAGAAAUAAUUUCUCUUUUUCAGCUAUUGUGAUAGUUCUCUUUUGGUUGAAAGUCAAAACAGAGAAUGGAUAGGAAGUUUCUAGAUAUAUUAGCUUAAAAUUACCUCAGUUGUUUUUUUAUGUCUUCUACACUGAUAGUGACAAAGGAAUAUUCUUUGUUUCCCUGUAUUAGAUUUAUUUUGUCUUUUUUGGGAUGAUAAGAUUUUCCAAAGCUUUAUAUUUUCUUAUUUUGUUGUCUGGUUUAAUAGUUAUGUAGUUUAAUGAAAUCACCUUUAAUAGUUAUCUUUGGUCAAAUUCCCACUUUGAAUUUGGAAAUAAUAAUAAUAUACUGAUUUUUAUCAUAUCUAGUAGGGAUGAAAUUUUAUUAAAAUUAGGAGCUAGAGAGGACCGGAGAGGUAGUUUCAGGGCUUAAGGCACUUGCUUUACAUGUAGGACACUCUGGUUCAAUUUCUGGCCCCACAUGUGGCCUCCUUAGCACUGCCAACAGAGACCCCCCCUUCCCCUCAAAAAAAAUGUCAGAAGGUAGAAAAACUUAUAUUGUUCCACUUUUGUCUUAAGAGGUAUAUGUUAUAAGUGGAGUUGUCUAAAAUUUCUUUAAUGAAGUAAUUCAUGUCUGCUUUUUAAUAAUAGAUGAAAUGACUGAAACAAUUGAAAAAUUGUUUUGAAAAAUUGCAUAUCUGACUUUUUAAAUGUUUUCAAUGAGUUUUCAAACAUUCGGAGGUUAUUUUUCUCUUAAUUUUCUUGCCAAAUUUAAUUUGAUUUUUUUACAGGGAGUCAUUUUUCUGACUAUGAACAUUCAUUUUCAAACUUAGGGGAAAUAUGCUAAAUGGUGGGUAAAACCCAUGUUUUUUGAGCAGAACAAAACUGGGUUUUUUUUUUUUUUCUCAGUUGAUUACAACCUGUAACCAUUCCUUGGAUCCAAACUAAAAGUUGUAAUUACAGUAUUUAAGAAUUUAUUGAGCAUUAUAAAGAGAUCCUUAUUUGUAUUUUAAUUGGUUUUUGAAACUUGUUAUGUCAACUUUCUUUUAUUCUCAUUUUAAGUACCUUUAGCUAUAACACCUUCUCCCAAGAAGAGGCUAUUGCUGCUUACAUUUGAGUUGUCUCUGUAGAAGAGUGAUAACUUUUUUUUCAAGUUUACUGUUAGAAAUUUUAGUCAUAGAUAAAUCCAAAUGAGGAAAACUAUUUGAAUUGGAAUAUCAUUUUUUGGAGGACAUUCAUAUCUGCAUCAUUAUCUAAUGAUAUACUGGUAAUUUUUUAGACAUAAUUCAGUGUAGGAAAUGACAUAUAUCGAGAUACCAUUUUGAUUCUCUAAACAACAUUUUUGCAUUUCUGUUUCUUCUAAGGAUUUUAAGAAAUAUUUGGAUCCUUUGUUAUUCUUAUAAAGAUUAUUCUAGGACUUAAGGAAAUAGGAUAUUAUAAUUCCCUUUCACAGAGUCUAACCUUAAAAGCAGUAGUUUAGUGCUCAGGCUGCUUUAUGUGAAAUAACACUAGUACAUUUUAGCAGAAACAACACAGAAAAAGCCAGAAAUUGUACUAUAAAGUUUUUUACUAAUGUCUUAUAUAAUUGUGUCUUCUCACUAAUUCAGUGCCUUCUUCCUCCAAGCAUACUUUUUCCUCUAAUUCCCCAUGCAGUGUUAACUGAUAUUUAAGCCAGAGACCAUUAUGUUGUACAAAUAAGGGCCUUCUAUUGUAGGGAAAUGGGGAAAAAGAAGUAUUAAUCAGGGGCUGGAGGAAGACAUAAAACUUUAUCAUAUGCUCAUGUUUUCAUUUGAAAUACUUCAUAAAAUUUUUUCUAAUAUUCAUUUAGAAAAUUCACUCAAAAUACUAUGACUGCUUUAAAAUAAGUCUGAGGUCUUCCUCUUGCUGCUUUUUAAAGGUCUCAAAACUGAAAUUUCUGGAGUUUGUGUUUUUUAAGUUUAUGUUAAGAUGGAGAAAUUUUGAUGCCCUCAUGUUCAAACGAUAAAAUAAGCAAUUGUAGUGCCUAAUUUAAGUAGUCUCAAAUUACAUAAGUUGGCCAAAAACAUUGAUGUUUUAAUUUAAAAUAUUGAGUGCUUUUGAUCAAUUACGUACAUCACAGAAAGAUAACAUAACCCUCAAACGUUCUGUUUUUAUUUGUUUUGGGUCACACCCGGCAAUGCUCAGGGGUUACUCCUGGGUCUUUACUCAGGAAUCAUUCCUAGCAGUGCUCAGGGGACCAUAUGGGAUUCCAGGGUUUGAACCCAGGUUGGCCAUGUGCAAGGCAAACGCCCUGCCCGCCGUACUG